CGCAGCCGCCCCGCGCCGAGCCCGCGCCAUGAGGGUGAAGAUCAAGUGCUGGAACGGCGUGGCCACGUGGCUGUGGGUGGCCAACGACGAGAACUGCGGCAUCUGCCGGAUGGCCUUCAACGGCUGCUGCCCGGACUGCAAGGUGCCCGGCGACGACUGCCCGCUGGUGUGGGGCCAGUGCUCGCACUGCUUCCACAUGCACUGCAUCCUCAAGUGGCUCAACGCGCAGCAGGCCCAGCAGCACUGCCCCAUGUGCCGCCAGGAGUGGAAGUUCAAGGAGUGAGCCAGGCGCGGCCAGGAAGCUCCAGGUCUGUGAUGCUGGCAGCCACUGCCCUGGCACUAUGCCUGCUGCAGGCUGUGCCCAGCCUUGCCUGGUACAAACCGGCAGUGGGCCGUGGCCACUAUUCGGUGGGCCGUGCUGCGGGGCUGCUGUC
Suncus etruscus (white-toothed pygmy shrew) is the source of this 434-nucleotide messenger RNA. It is a transcript of the gene ANAPC11, whose product is annotated as anaphase promoting complex subunit 11. Gene Ontology annotation, cellular component: anaphase-promoting complex; nucleus. Gene Ontology annotation, biological process: anaphase-promoting complex-dependent catabolic process; positive regulation of mitotic metaphase/anaphase transition; protein ubiquitination. The record is from RefSeq and is a predicted model, not a curated record. NCBI's taxonomy places the organism in Eukaryota, Metazoa, Chordata, Mammalia, Eulipotyphla, Soricidae. Gene Ontology annotation, molecular function: cullin family protein binding; ubiquitin protein ligase activity; zinc ion binding. The transcript has 3 exons. The coding region runs from base 29 to 283 and encodes 84 amino acids.